This is a messenger RNA of Debaryomyces fabryi, 1704 nucleotides long. Its product is annotated as linker nucleoporin. Gene Ontology annotation, biological process: poly(A)+ mRNA export from nucleus; protein import into nucleus. The record is from RefSeq and is a predicted model, not a curated record. Gene Ontology annotation, cellular component: nuclear pore. Bases 1 to 1704 code for a protein of 567 amino acids. Lineage: Eukaryota; Fungi; Ascomycota; Pichiomycetes; Serinales; Debaryomycetaceae. Gene Ontology annotation, molecular function: structural constituent of nuclear pore. The transcript has a single exon.
AUGAAAAAUAAUACGGGAUUUGUUGACCAAACCUUGAACGUUAAUGGUGUUCCAAUAUGGGCAUUAAUAUUCUACUUGUUAAGAAGUGGUUUAUAUAAUGAUGCUUUAGAAUUGGCAUCACAAAACAAAGAUCUCUUUAAUAAAUUUGACAAGAACUUCCCAAUUUAUAUAAAGAAAUAUGUCGAAAAUAAUUGUAUUAACCUACCAAUGGAAUUGAAUGAAAGGUUGAAUGCUGAAUUUAAUCAACAAUUUGCAUUUAUUAACGAUGACUUGAAGGGUAACUUUGAUCCGUUCAAAUAUUCCGUAUAUAAACUCAUUGGAAAAUGUGACUUAUCGAAGAAAAAAUUGCCUAAUGAAAUUAAUUUAAGUAUUGAGGAUUGGCUUUGGUUUCACUUAUCUAUAAUUAAUGAAUUCAGCUUUGAUUUGAAUUCGUCAAGCUUAAUUUUUGAAAAUUAUACGUUAGAGAACUUGCAAAAGAAAGUUAUUCAAUUAGGGCCUAAAAAGUUCAAUUCAUCCUCCAAUAACCCCUUAUAUUUAAAGACUUUAAUAAUGGUCGGAUUAUACGAAUUGGCGGUUGAAUAUACAUUUGAACUGAUAAAUGAGUGUGAUGCUGUUCACUUGGCAAUCGGAUUGUGCUAUUAUGGCUUAUUGAAAGUUUCAAGUUUCAAUAAUAAAGACGAAUUAAUUUUUAUAAACUCAUCAAAUGAAUAUGAAAUUAAUUUCAGCAGAUUAUUAGGUUCAUACACAAGGUUUUUCAAGAUCAGUGAUCCAAAGGUUGCUUGCCAAUAUCUCAUCUUAAUUGCGAUGUCAAAAGGUGGGGACUCAAAAGAAGAGAUUUCCAAAUGUCAUGAAGCAUUAAGAGAACUUAUUUUAAUUUCAAGAGAAUUCAACAUGUUAUUGGGCGAAUUAAACCAAAAUAAUGGGAACAAAAUACCUGGUAUUUUGGAAAAGCAAAGAUCUUUAAUUAAUUUAUCUAAUUUGGAACAAUUUCAAAAACAAAUCAUAGAAACAUCGGCUAUUAGAUGUGAAGAAGAAGGCAGAAUAUUUGAUGCAUUAUUAUUGUAUCAAUUAUGCCAAGAUUUCGAUACAGUUGUUUCAUUAAUCAACAAAUUGUUAGGCGAAACUUUAUCAACCACUGAAUUAGAUAAACCAUUAAUUAAUUACGGGAAUUACGAAAAUAUCAAUGGUGAAAUACAAUCAGAAAAUACUAUAGAUAAUAAUAUUAUUUUGUUAUCUCAGCAUAUUAUGAAACUUUUUUACAAUAAUAGUUUUAUUUUGGAUAGAAUCAGUCCUUCGAAAAAGGAGACUUGCGAUCUAUUAUUACCAAUUAUUCAUAUCCGAGACUUAUUUAUGAAUAAGAAUUGGAACGAUGUUAUAAUUGAAAUUAAUAAAUUGGGAUUGUUACCUGUUAAUAAAUCUAAUGGAUUAAUUGAAAUCAGAAAAAUGGCUGAAUUCAUUCAUAACACUUUGGAUGACAAUUUGAUCAAAGUUAUUCCAUCUUUAUUGAUAAUGGUUAUGACUUCUGUUUCACAAUUGAAUUAUUCUAUUUUAACAAAACGUUACCAAACAUCAAGUAAUGAAAGAGAAGAAUUGUCUAACUUAAAGGCCAUUGCGAAGAAUUGUAUGAUUUAUGCUGGUAUGGUACAAUACAAAAUGCCGAGAGAAACGUAUAGUUUACUUAUUUCGUUAGAAUCACUGUUGUAA